Molecule: messenger RNA, 2505 nt
Organism: Anopheles cruzii
Lineage: Eukaryota; Metazoa; Arthropoda; Insecta; Diptera; Culicidae
Gene: Clic
Product: chloride intracellular channel exc-4
Exons: 8
Coding region: 395-1186 (263 amino acids)
Biological process (GO): chloride transport
Cellular component (GO): cytoplasm; apical plasma membrane
Molecular function (GO): chloride channel activity
Source: RefSeq, a predicted model, not a curated record
GCGCGAUUCAACUGGUCACCGUUUUGCGGUGCAGGAAAAGCGAAAGGAUUGUCUCUCGAUAUUCAGUGUACUGCUUUCGGAAGUUGGGUACCGCACUUAUCAACAAAAUAUUAAAGUGUGAAGGUGCAUCCAAGCGGACGACGUAGCAACCGCAGAAGCGUGAAAGCGAAAUAAAGAGCAUCCAUUACCAACACCACAAUCGAUCGGCAGUGAAGCGGCGGACGGAUUUGCAACUGCCACAAUCAACUUGCAACUUCAUCAAACAUUCUACGUUCAUCAAACACAACGCAAAACACUACCAUCGCUUUGCCACAAGGCGUGUCUGAGACCCUUGAGUGAAAAAAAGAAAAAGUUUUCCACCUUACUACGACGCCCUAGGUGCAUCAGCAGCAGCAUGUCGGACGAAAAUCAAGAUAAUGGAGCCAGCAGAAACGGCUCGGUGCCCGAAAUAGAACUGAUCAUUAAGGCCUCAACCAUUGAUGGUAGACGGAAGGGAGCUUGUUUAUUUUGCCAGGAAUACUUCAUGGAUUUGUAUUUGUUGGCCGAGCUGAAGACGAUCAGCCUGAAGGUAACUACAGUGUGUAUGCAGAAGCCGCCACCCGAUUUUCGUACCAACUUUGAGGCAACACACCCCCCGAUUUUGAUCGAUAAUGGACUCGCCAUCCUAGAGAAUGAUAAAAUAGAACGGCACAUCAUGAAAUCAGUCCCGGGUGGCUACAAUCUUUUCGUGCAGGACAAAGAGGUUGCGACGUUGAUCGAAAACCUUUACUCGAAGCUGAAGUUGAUGCUAGUGAAAAAAGAUGAAAACAAAAACAACGCACUGUUGGUGCAUUUGAAGAAGAUCAACGAUCACCUAGCGGCCAGAGGAACCCGUUUCUUAACUGGCGACACUAUGUGUUGCUUUGACUGUGAGCUGAUGCCGCGUCUACAACAUAUUCGCGUCGCCGGAAAAUAUUUUGUCGAUUUCGACAUACCCAAACCCCUGACAGCACUUUGGCGAUAUAUGUUUCAUAUGUAUCAGCUGGACGCGUUCACGCAGUCCUGUCCCGCGGACCAAGAUAUCAUUAAUCACUACAAACUUCAACAGGCUAAAGGCGACAUUAAGAUGUUGAAAAUGAAAAAACACGAAGAACUCGAAACACCGACAUUCACCACAUCCAUUCCGGUGGAUUUGAACGAUCAGUAAUGGUUCUUAACAGGUCGAGUGAAGAGAAACAAUAGGGAGGCAUGGAUGGUCGCUAUGCAUUAUUAAUAAUUUUAGACGAAGGUGUCCAAAGUCUAAUCUAUAACACAAUGCACUUGUUAGGCAAACUAUAAAUCGCUGUAUUUGGCAUACUGUUUUUUAUGCUGGAACAUGUGUGAUUUUGAUAUAUAAAAAUGUAAGAAAUACACUUUUUGCCUUUAAAUCCACAAAUCCUAGAGCAAAGCGGAAAAAACAGAACAAAUGGAUUUUACAUCUUUUUACUCGAUCGUAGAGAAUCCAAACGAUAUGGAGUAAGCAUUCUGAACUGCAUCGUGAGUUGCUCCUGUGAUUGUCAUUGGUAGUUAGCUGGUAUUUGGCAAUUAAAGUGUAUACCGAACCGCCUCCCAUUAAGUACACGAAACGCCAACAACGAAACGAAAACAGUUAUCCUAUUCGAAAGUAACACAAAAUCAAUUGCUAGGCUAGUUUUGUACAGUCAAUGAUUAAAUCUAGGCUUGUUAGCAAAUAGUUUGUGCAUAUCGAUGUUACGUUUUAUUUCUUUCUCGUCUAUGCAGUAUGUUUUUCUUAUGGCGAUGGAUUUAAAAAAAAACUUAUAUUAUAACACACAUUCACCACAAAACAUGAAAAAGUACAGUCGAUUUUUUUUUGUGGUCGGUGGCAAUCGAUGCGUUUUUGUGAAAAUUGCGCAGGAAAUGAAUUUUGUAACUAUCGAUGAAUUAUAGUAAAAUUGUCAAUGCUUUUCUUAUUAUUGUCGGAACGGUGAUGGUAGCGUGCGAUCUAUUUCUUGUUCUGUUGGCACACGUUACAUGUAGAAAAUAUAUCUUUCAGCCUUUUAAUUAUGGCAGCUCUUUUACAUGUACUUACACUUAUGGAGCGCAAUAAUAUUGAAAUAAACCGUUUACAUUAGCAAUAUUAAGAGGAGAACAUAAAACACAUUACAGAAACGACUAGUUUGCAUUCUGGAUUGGACUAGUUUGGAUUGCUUUUCUCCACGAUAGUUCAAUUGUUCAAAUUAUCAAUUUUAUACACAGUAUUUUAGUGUCAUCGGUUUUUGUUAUAUCAUACAAAUACUUCAUCGAAACACACCAACGCGCCUUUGAAAAACCUAAGCCAAUCGAAUUGAAAUUGAAAAAUAUACAUUUAAAAUAUUGAGUUGCACAUUAGGGAUUGAUUUGCAACAUCCAUAGAUUCUGCAACGACCCGUUUAAUUUAAAUUUAAAUAUGUUUUAAUUGGAUUCUAUUUCGGCGUAGUAAGAAGUAUAGCAUAUCGUAUAAGCUCAAACAUUUUUGUUAAACUUUUU